AUGGUGAAUCUGGUGCAGUCAAAGAAAAAUAAGGAAUAUAGGAACAAAGACACUGCUGCUGGAAAAGAGAAAGAAAAGGAAAAGGAAAAUAACAGUUCAAAAGAUCUGAAACCAAUGGGAUUGAAAUGCUUCUUCUGUAAGAAAACUGGACAUAUGAAAAAGGAAUGCAAAAGUGGUGCAUCUAUUCAUGUGACUAAUUCUUUGCAGGGGGUUCAUGAAGAGGAGGCUGCCAAGCAAGGAUGA
Messenger RNA from Prunus armeniaca (apricot), 243 nucleotides. NCBI's taxonomy places the organism in Eukaryota, Viridiplantae, Streptophyta, Magnoliopsida, Rosales, Rosaceae. The record is from the annotation of a GenBank genome assembly.